CGGGAAUGUCAAAGAGAAUUCGCAUCCAUACAGAAGUUAUUGAAUGUGUCUUAGUCGCCUAGAAGGGCACUUUUCAAUCCCUGAAGCCAAAAUUCAUUCACAGCACAAAAGCCCUCGGAAUACUUAUAUACUAAACCAUGGGACCAGAUUCCCCGCUACCCAUAUCUGCUGAAUUUUCCUCAGUAGAUGAGUAUGUGGAUUCUCUGUUAAAAUUCGCAACCUCAUCAUGGCUGUUGCAAACGCUAUGUGGCGGAGUGCACAUUCUCGAUUUUUAUACCCGGUCUCCUGACCUGUAUUCCACCAUCUUGCCCGAAUCAUGGCGCUUGUGGUUCAAAGAAUGCGAUAUAAUGGAUAUCCUGGACCUGCUCAUGAGGGAAGACUUGACGCAAUUCGACUCUGAAUCUGUAAAAGAAUGGCGCAACGGUCCAGCCCCUCCUAAGGAUUUAAUCAAUUACCUAAAGGAAGUGAGAAAGCAUCUUUUAGGCCGGGACUUUCCUUCGACCCUAAGUAAAAGCUCCAUAGCUCGACACAUUGCAGUAGGAAUGAAGGUCAAGAAGGUUCACGAAGUGGAUAAUUUUGCCCGCUACGUUGACAAGCUGACUACAGACAUAUCGGCCGCUGGUAAGAAGGAGAUAUCGCAUCUUGUCGACUUUGGUUCCGGGCAAAAUUACCUUGGUCGAGCGCUUGCUGCACCACCCUACUCGAAGCAUUUAGUUGCUGUCGAGAGUAGACAGCACAACAUAGAAGGAGCGAAGAACAUGGAUGUUCUGGCCCGGCUGGUUCCUAAGCCGCUCGUGAUGCGCAAUAAGAAAGAGUUCCGGGAACAAUUGAAAAAGCAGGGGAAAUGGAAAAAGGGUUUAAAAUCGAAGAGUCAAGGUAAUGAUGUAUCGGUUGACUCAAAUACCACUACCAAGAAGAACGGCCAGGAGGAUCUCAUUAGCUGCGAUGUUGAUGGAUGUGAACCGGUAUCUACCACGCAACCGAGCCAAGAUCCAGUCAAAGAAGAUGCCUCUGUUGAAAUGGACACUCGAGCGCAGCAGAACGACUCUCCUGGCACACCUCCAAAGACAGAACAAGUAUUAGACGUGAGGAAAGAAACGGAAACGACAACUACAACACUCCAGAUAUACACAGAAGGACACGGCAGUGUUCAGUACGUGGGGCAUGUCAUAAAAGAUGGUGAUCUUGGACCGGUCGUGGAGCAAAUUCUGGACAGCUCGAGAGUCUCGGACGAAGACGCAGUCCCAUCAGGAGUCGUUGAAGAACCUGCAAACCUGGAGGCUGUACCCAAAUUGAAGGAGCCGAACUUGAUGGUCAUGUCAUUGCAUUCGUGUGGCAAUCUCGUGCACCACGGCCUUCGUUCCCUCCUGUUGAAUCCUGCGGUUUCGACUGUAGCAAUGGUGGGUUGCUGUUACAACCUCGUCACUGAGCGCCUUGGUCCACCUACGUACAAACUACCAACGUUGCGACCAAACCAUCCCCGCCUAGAGAAAACCGCCGGUGCCUUUGAUCCUCAUGGCUUCCCGAUGUCUGAGAGGUUGGCAGAGUACCCUCUCCCGUAUCAGCCAUUCUCGUCUACCAAUGGCGAAAACGUCAACUCGGAAUCCCCUAAAGGUAUUCGCCUGAACAUUACAGCUCGCAUGAUGGCUGUCCAGGCACCGUUCAACUGGGGUCCCGAGGACAGCGAACUAUUCUUCACACGACAUUUCUAUCGUGCCCUUCUCCAGCGGAUCUUCCUUGACCGUGGCGUCAUCGCGCCGCCCGUAAAUGGCGACGGCUUCGAUGGCGAGGCAGUAUCUGCCGCAGGCCAUAGUAGUAAAGUGAACUGGACACCACCCAACGGACGGGGACCUGGCUUAUCUUCAGACGGCACCACAACCCCUCUCACAAUCGGGACGCUGCGUAAAUUCGCCUACAAUGACUUCGUCUCCUACGUCCGAGCCGCAAUCGGGAAACUCACAGCGCCAAACAGUUUCUGCGAGGUAGAUCCAGAGUUCAUUCGAUCCAAAAUGGAUGGUCUCACUGACGACGAUAUCCGGAACUACGAACAGCAAAAUCUCGAGAAAAAAAAGGAGCUCAGCGUCAUGUGGGGCUUGAUGGCAUUCAGCGCAGGAGUGGUAGAGGCCGUCAUCGUGACCGACCGCUGGCUCUGGCUGAAGGAGCAGCCUGAGGUGGAAACCGCGUGGGUGGAGCCCGUCUUCGAAUACAAGAUGAGUCCGCGGAACUUGGUAGUCGUGGGCAUCAAGAAAUGAUAAUAGAAGAUAUUAAUAACGCGUAGACGAUAUGAAAAAUCAAUAAGCAUG
Aaosphaeria arxii CBS 175.79 is the source of this 2303-nucleotide messenger RNA. RefSeq lists its product as uncharacterized. The coding region runs from base 138 to 2252 and encodes 704 amino acids. NCBI's taxonomy places the organism in Eukaryota, Fungi, Ascomycota, Dothideomycetes, Pleosporales. The transcript has a single exon. The record is from RefSeq and is a predicted model, not a curated record.